Microthlaspi erraticum is the source of this 1155-nucleotide messenger RNA. Lineage: Eukaryota; Viridiplantae; Streptophyta; Magnoliopsida; Brassicales; Brassicaceae. The record is from the annotation of a GenBank genome assembly.
AUGUCGGCGACUCUCCGACGUCUCGUCCUCCUCUCCUCCGUAAAACGCGCCCAGAAUUCAUCUCCGGCGUGCCUUUCUUCCGCCGUGAGUCGACUAUCUCUGUCUUUCUCUUCCGUCGCAUCAUCGUCUCCGUCAAAUCCGCCGGAAUCACGCACCUCCCCUUCCCGGAUUCGAACUCGUACCCCACUCGAAUCUCAAUUCGAGACAUGGAUCCAGAAUCUGAAACCAGGCUUCACCAACUCAGACGUGGUGGCGGCGCUGCGUGCGCAAUCCGAUCCGGAUCUAGCCUUGGACAUUUUCCGCUGGACCGCUCAGCAGCGAGGCUACAAACACAACCACGAGGCUUACCACACGAUGAUCAAACAAGCAAUCGCCGGAAAACGAAACAAAUUCGCCGAAACCCUAAUCGAGGAAGUCGUCGCCGGCGCCUGCGAAAUGAGCGUCCCUCUCUACAACUCCAUCAUCCGAUUCUGCUGCGGCCGUAAGUUCCUCUUCAAUCGAGCUUUCGAUGUAUACAACAAGAUGCUCCGAUCAGAAACCUCGAAACCCGACCUCGAAACCUACACUCUGCUUCUGUGCUCUCUCCUCAAGAGAUUCAACAAAUUGAACGUCUGCUAUGUGUAUCUCCACGCCGUUAGAUCGCUCACCAAGCAGAUGAAAUCGAGCGGUGUGAUUCCAGAUACGUUUGUGUUGAACAUGAUAAUCAAAGCUUACGCAAAGUGUCUCGAAGUAGACGAAGCUGUGAGAGUUUACCGUGAGAUGGCUCUGUACGGCGCUGAGCCAAAUGCUUAUACUUAUGGUUACUUGACGAAAGGGCUUUGUGAGAAAGGAAGGAUUGAGCAGGGUUUAGGGUUUUACAAGGAGAUGAGAGGGAAAGGGAUGGUUCCUAGUGGGAGUUGUUACAUGGUUUUGAUAUGUAGUUUAGCUAUGGAGAGGAGAUUGAAUGAAGCUGUGGAGGUUUCGUAUGACAUGUUGGCGAAUUCGUUGUCUCCUGAUAUGUUGACUUAUAAUACGGUUUUGGCAGAGCUGUGUAGGGAAGGUAGAGGCAGUGAAGCUCUUGAGCUGCUUGAGGAGUGGAAGAAGAGAGAUCCGGUGAUGGGUGAAAGAAAUUACAGAACUUUGAUGGACGAAGUGUAUUUCUUGAACAAGGGAUGA